Molecule: messenger RNA, 846 nt
Organism: Sorghum bicolor (sorghum)
Lineage: Eukaryota; Viridiplantae; Streptophyta; Magnoliopsida; Poales; Poaceae
Exons: 5
Coding region: 1-846 (281 amino acids)
Source: RefSeq, a predicted model, not a curated record
AUGGCGUCGGAUGUUGAUCUGGGCAACGUCACCGGCCAUAGAACGGCUGAACCGGCGGCUGUCGUUGAGAACGCCGCCGAGCAGACCACCCAGGAGCCAACCGAGGAGCAGCCCGCGGCUGUGACUGUGGCGGAGACUGUCGAGGAGGACUCGGCUCAGGCGAGGAUCAGGGCGAGCACCUCGGUGAGGGACGAUGAGGCUGCAAGGACGCCUCCCCCGAGUAGUGUCGCGGAGGAGGGAGAUAGAGCCCCGACUCCCCUGCCCGCUGAAGAGAGAAGAGCCCCAACUCCCCCCAGGCGGAGGCUUCUUCGCCAAAGGGCUCCCCUGGUCGGGGUAAGGGUUCUGUGGGACCACUUCAUCGGUCACGAAGAGCUCGCCGAGACCGAGGAGGCGGCCAGGGUAGAGCGCGCUGCCAAGCGGCUUGUCGAAGAAGUCAAGGGUGCAAUGAAGACGGUGAAGUACCGAAAGAGGUGCUUCGACCAAAUUGAGGGCAUCGUCGCCGAGAAGAAGGCCCUGACCGCAGAGGUAGACCGCCUGCGGUCGGAGGGCGAGGAGAAGGCGGCCGAGGCGGCAGAUCAGGAGGAGCGUCUGCUCGAUCUGAAUCGGCGACUAGCCGACAAGGAUCGGGAGAAGAAAGAUCUGGAGGAGGAGAUUGAGCGCCUCCGAGGAGAAAGGGAGCGACUCGACCAGGAGCGUACUGGCGCACUGGAGGCCGGGCGCCAGGCUGGCGAGGAGCUAAGGAACAAGAGUCGGGAGUUGGCUGUGCUUAAAGUUAAUACUAAGAAGCAUCUCAACGAGCUGGUCAAGGAUCGGGACUCAUGGAAGACCAACUGUAUCAAGAUCUAG